Molecule: messenger RNA, 1148 nt
Organism: Arvicanthis niloticus (Nile rat)
Lineage: Eukaryota; Metazoa; Chordata; Mammalia; Rodentia; Muridae
Source: RefSeq, a predicted model, not a curated record
AUGAGAAGUCCCACUGGGGUAGCCCCAUGGGAUCACAGUGUGAGGGGAAAGGCUUCCCCAAGUCAUUUGUCCUCUAGGCAUACCACACCUCACUCUCAGUGUGAUGCACAUGAGCAGGAGAGAUAUGCGACCAAGCAGUAUAACUCUGAGGAUUCUCUGAGAACUUUCCAGCGGUACAUGAGAACUCACGUUGUGAAUGGGCCAUGUGAAUGUGAAGUGUGCUUAAAAUACUUUGGUUUUCCAGGUACAUUGGAAACACAUCAGGAAACUCAUAGUGGAGACAAUCCCUGUCACUACAAGGAAUAUAGAAAGACCUCCCUGGAUAUUAGUUCACUGUGCGCACAUGGAGGACCUCUUGCUGUGGGAAAAUGUUAUGAGUGUAACCAGUGUGGGAAGUCUUUGAGUUCUUAUAGUUCACUUCGAAGACAUGAAAGAAUCCAUACUGAGAAAAAGCCAUAUAAAUGCAAACAGUGUGGGAAAGCCUUUCGAUACCACAGUUACCUUCACUUACAUGAAAGAAUUCACACUGGUGAAAAACCCUAUGAAUGUAAACAAUGUGGGAAAGCAUUUAUAUUUCCUGGUGCCUUGCAGGUACAUGAAAAAAUUCAUACUGGAGAAAAACGUCAUGAGUGCAAACACUGUGGUAAAGCCUUUAGACGGCAUAGUGAUCUUCAAGUACAUGAAAAAAUUCAUACAGGGGAAAAACCUUAUGUAUGUAAACAGUGUGGUAGAGCUUUUAGGCUUAACAGCCAUCGUCAGAGACAUGAACAAACCCAUACUGAAGACAGACCCUUUAUAUGUAAACAGUGUGGCAGAUCUUUUGAAUGUUACAGUAAUCUUGAGUUACAUGAAAAAAUUCAUACAGGAGACAGACCUUUUGUUUGUACAGAAUGUGGCAAAGCUUUUGGAUGUUACAGUAACCUUCAGUUACAUGAAAAAAUCCAUACUGGAGACAGACCCUUUGUAUGUAAAGAAUGUGGUAAAGCUUUCAUAUGUCACGGUCAUCUUCAGAGGCAUGAAACCACCCACACUGGAGAAAAACCCUACGGGUGUAAACAGUGUGGCAAAGCUUUCAGUCGCAACAGUCAUCUUCAAAGACAUGAAAGAACUCACAUGCAAAUGUCUACAUGCCCCGGAAAAUGAUUCCA